Messenger RNA from Menidia menidia (Atlantic silverside), 1092 nucleotides. Lineage: Eukaryota; Metazoa; Chordata; Actinopteri; Atheriniformes; Atherinopsidae. The record is from the annotation of a GenBank genome assembly.
AUGACUUUAGGGACGGACAUGUCCGACAGCUCCGCGUUGUCCGAGGACGUGGACAUCGACGUGGUCGGCGGCGAUUUGUCCGACGGAAAGAACGGGAAAAAGUACAUUCACCACGAGUUCAACUUGGACAAUGACUCGGACGAUAAUUACGCGCACAGCGCGGCCGAGAGGGUCUCGUCCCCCGGGCUCAGCAGCUCGGAGUGCCCGUUGGACCAAUUGGGGUCCGGCACGGAGGCCGGGAACGCGACCGGGGACAAACCCCGAAAGAGCGCACUGGUCAAACCGCCUUACUCCUACAUCGCCCUGAUCACCAUGGCCAUCCUCCAGAGCCCCAAAAAACGCCUGACGCUCAGCGAGAUCUGCGAGUUCAUCAGCAGCAGAUUCCCCUACUACCGGGAGAAAUUCCCCGCGUGGCAGAACUCCAUCCGCCACAACCUGUCCCUGAACGACUGCUUCGUGAAGAUCCCGAGGGAACCGGGCAACCCCGGGAAGGGCAACUACUGGACCCUGGACCCGGACUCCGCGGACAUGUUCGACAACGGGAGCUUUUUGCGCAGGAGGAAGCGCUUCAAGAGGCACCAGAGCAACGAGAUCCUCCGGGACGCCGGGGGGUUCCUCCCCGGGUUUGGAUACGGCCCAUACGGAUACAACUACGGACUCCAGCUCCAGAGCUUCCACGCGGCGCACGGCCCGUACCACGCGCACCACGCGGGCGGCUCGUUCCCGUUCCCGAAUUCCCCGUGCACCUUGCCGUCCUCGGCCUCCAUUUUCCCCACACCGCAUCACCUGCCCUCCCUAUUAGGGGCCGACUUACGGAAGCCCUUUUACCCCCAACUGAGCCCGUCCCUGCCGUCCCUCAAAACGGACUCCAGCACCCCGAAUCGACCCUCGUUCUCCAUCGACAACAUCAUCGGGGGGGGCAACCCCCCCUCCUUCCCCUACGGCGCGCAGACGGGCGGUCAGUCCCAGAUCCUGGCCAUGCUGACCCCGGCCCUGGCCACCGCUUCCAGCCACUUGAACUUAUCACAGGACGGGACGCAGGGUCAGAUUUUCCCAGCCAAAAUUCCGAACGUGAACGCUUGUCCUUUCUAA